This is a messenger RNA of Chlorocebus sabaeus (green monkey), 4369 nucleotides long. It is a transcript of the gene PPP6C, whose product is annotated as protein phosphatase 6 catalytic subunit. Gene Ontology annotation, molecular function: protein serine/threonine phosphatase activity. Lineage: Eukaryota; Metazoa; Chordata; Mammalia; Primates; Cercopithecidae. The record is from RefSeq and is a predicted model, not a curated record.
AAGGGUUGGAAAAAGAAACCAGUGAGUGGCUAGGACCACCUACUCCGCCGUUUUGCCUCGGAAAAGCCUGGCCGGCGGCCGGCAGGUGGAAGUCUGGAGAAAUGGGAGGAAAAGAGGGGAGGUGGCUGUCCACAACUGAAAACUACACAUCCCAGCACGCCCCGCGGCAAACGACUACGGGUCCCAGCAGGUUCGCGGGGUGGAUCGAAGAGGGGUCUCUUGGGCCCUGUAGCCGGCGUUCAGCCAGAGGGGGCGCCGGGCGUACCGAGGUAGCGGGGAGAAGCGGGUCGAGCUUUAACGGCGCUGCGCAGACGCCACUCACGGGCCGGACGUGACGCAGGGAAAGUUCCGGCUUCGGCCUCCGCCGCUGCCGCCGCCGCUACUACAGCCGCUGCCGCUGCUGUUGCCGCGGCUUGUUAUUCCUAAAAUGGCGCCGCUAGACCUGGACAAGUAUGUGGAGAUAGCGCGGCUGUGCAAGUACCUGCCAGAGAACGACCUGAAGCGGCUAUGUGACUAUGUUUGUGACCUCCUCUUAGAAGAGUCAAAUGUUCAGCCAGUAUCAACACCAGUAACAGUGUGUGGAGAUAUACAUGGACAGUUUUAUGACCUUUGUGAACUGUUCAGAACUGGAGGUCAGGUUCCUGACACAAACUACAUAUUUAUGGGUGAUUUCGUAGACAGAGGUUACUAUAGUUUGGAGACCUUCACUUACCUUCUUGCAUUAAAGGCUAAAUGGCCUGAUCGUAUUACACUUUUGCGAGGAAAUCAUGAGAGUAGACAGAUAACACAGGUCUAUGGAUUUUAUGAUGAGUGCCAAACCAAAUAUGGAAAUGCUAAUGCCUGGAGAUACUGUACCAAAGUUUUUGACAUGCUCACAGUAGCAGCUUUAAUAGAUGAGCAGAUUUUGUGUGUCCAUGGUGGUUUAUCUCCUGAUAUCAAAACACUGGAUCAAAUUCGAACCAUUGAACGGAAUCAGGAAAUUCCUCAUAAAGGAGCAUUUUGUGAUCUGGUUUGGUCAGAUCCUGAAGAUGUGGAUACUUGGGCUAUCAGUCCGCGAGGAGCAGGUUGGCUUUUUGGAGCAAAGGUCACAAAUGAGUUUGUUCAUAUCAACAACUUAAAACUCAUCUGCAGAGCACAUCAACUAGUGCACGAAGGCUAUAAAUUUAUGUUUGAUGAGAAGCUGGUGACAGUAUGGUCUGCUCCUAAUUACUGCUAUCGUUGUGGAAAUAUUGCUUCGAUCAUGGUCUUCAAAGAUGUAAAUACAAGAGAACCAAAGUUAUUCCGGGCAGUUCCAGAUUCAGAACGUGUUAUUCCUCCCAGAACGACAACGCCGUAUUUCCUUUGAGGCCUUCGCCCAUCCUGCUGACCCAUUUUUCUGCCCUCUUCUUACCCCAAUUUUCUUGUAUUACCCUCUACAAUAUACUUUUUAUUGAGCACUUUGCUGCUGAAAUGCUGCCUCUUGCCUUUUUUUUUUUUUUUUAAAUUUUAAAUUAUCUAAAUUUAUUGUUUGUUGUGGUGUCUAUAGCAAAGUUUUUCUAUCAAUUUUCCCCCCAUCCCAUCCCCACCCUGGACUCAUUUGAGAAGACUUGAGAAAUGUCUUCAUACUCACACUGCUGCAUGUAGCUCUUGCUUAUUUACUGGUCUGGGAAACAGGAUGUGUUUCCUUUUUUUAAAAGCCAAUUGACAAAUUACACCUAAAUACUCCUCCUUUUUGUAUCAUUCAGCCUUUUGUUUUAGUUUGGUAAGUUUUAAGAAAUUUCAGCAGCAAAGUUGUUAUUCCGUGGGCACGAUGGACUCCAAAUGCCUCAAAUUAUGUAUACCUGUCCCAGAUGUAAACUUCAUUGUCCUUUGUUGGAUGAUAUUUUAAAUGGAUAUAAAAUAAAUUGGUCUAAAGGGCUGCCCUCCUUGUUGUGUUUUUAAAUUUUAGUUAAAAACUGCUACAGCUUAUGACUUUGUACAUUAAGAUAAUUGUAUUGAUCUUUUUUCAGAUUCCUUGUAUUUUUAAUAAAGUAAUCUUAAAUAAAAGAUAGGUUAAGUGUUAGAAAUUUUAAACAGCUUACAUUGUUAGUGUAAAGUUAUCUUUUCUUUUUUCCUAAUCAGAGUUCUUGACCCUUUGGUUAUUGAGUUUAAAACUUCAAUUGAAAUUCAAUAGUAUUUAUUUUUUAAAAAAAUCACUAAACUGUGCCUAAAGAACAUAACUGCCAUAUUAAUGUUUUGGUUUAUAUCCUCUAUAGUAAUAGAAAAACAUUUAAUACUUGUAAUGCUGAUGUGUUAAUUUGAUACCAGUUGAGUAGAAUGUGAUCAAUCCAGUUUACAAUCCAUCAUGAGUAUUAUUAACUAAAAUCUAUGUACUUUUCAAUAGGAAUCAUUCUUCUCUUGCUGUAACACUUGACCUUAACUUUUAGAAAGUGUUCAUUUUUAAACUGCAACUGGAAAGGCUGAAAAGUCAGGACUCUUGUAUUUGUGAACUGUAAUCUGAAGCAGAUUAUUUAAAGCGUAGAAAAAGGAACAAGUUGUUCUUUUUUGCAAAGAUCUGUGAUUCCAUAUUUCAGCUUUGUGUAAGUAAUUUGAAUAUCCAAAGGGUUGUGAUGAUCAGUUCUUAAUAUGCAACCGUCCACUUAAUAAGGACAAGUAUUCCAGUAUCUCUUAUGACUGUAGUCAUAAAUGAUGUUGGAAUGCACCAUUUUGUGAAAUAGUUGGUAUCCCUUUACUAUAAUUAAUUUUUGUCAAUCCAGGAAAUAUUUGUGGAGCCAGCCAAUUAAUAAAGCACUUUAGCAUCUGUUCAGGUAGUUUUGAAAACCAACUUUUCCCCUUCAGGAUAAGAACUUCCAGGUUACCUAAAAAUGCAAUAAAAAUCUUUAUAGUCUAAGCUUCUUGGCAAAUAAUUUUUCAUCAGGGUUUUCUUUUACUAAAUGAGCACAAUACUGUUUUGAUUUUAUUUUUUUCCCUGAAACCACCAGCUCCUUACAUAGUUUUUAAUUAUAUAGCUAUAUGAAAGAGGUGGCUAAGACAUUUGCUGCACACACUUGAACUAAUGUUGGGUCAGUAACUUCGUGUUACUGCCCUGACACCAGUGUAAUUCAGGUGGAAAGGUAUUUUUAUCUUACAGGGAUAUGUAGCUAUGUAUUUUACUAAUUGUGAAACACUGGAAAUUAAUGAUGCAGACAACUUGGUGUGGUCUUUGAACAGCUCUCUGCAGUAUUUUUUUUUUUUUUUUUCCUGUUACCAUAUAUUGUAUUUAAGUGCUCGCUUUCUACUUAAGUUGUACCAAUAGAACCGGUAACUCCCAGCCCUCCCUGUUUGACACUCCUUAGCUUAGAUUGAUGUAGUUGUUUUUGUUAUCCCUAUAAUGUGACUUUUAUUUUUAAGUCAUUGUGUACUGCAUUUGUUUGUCACUAGUUGGGCACGUGCCAAUAAUAUUCUCUCCAUUCCUUAACUGCCAUCUCUGUUUUGCCUGAUUUCUCUUCAACUGAAUAAUGGCUUUUUGCAUGGAAAAAAUAGUUUUUACUAUUAGAUGUGUAAAGGGAAGAGAGAGCUAAUGUAUUGGACUUUGUGAGCCUACAAGGAAUAUUUUGGAUCCCUCCAAUAAAUAAGGGCUAUGUACUAUAUGUACUAUAUAGAGUAAUCAUGUGGUGGAAGAUACUUGCAAGUCAUAGAUUUAUGGGCAGGAGGAUUUGUUACUCCCUGUAUCUAGGCUGAAUGUAAAAUCCCUUAUGUUGUAUCAAUGGGGGUAAGAACUAUUUUUAUUUGCCUAUGAUAUACUUGGUUUCUAAUAAAGUGCCCUAGGCUCUAGUGAGAACUGUCUACUUUGAAUUGCCAUUUACUCCCUUUCCUCAUUUGGCCGAUAUGCUCUUGGCUAGCUUUUUAUAAGUUAAUGUGUUUCCCUAAAAAGUUUCACUACUUUAUUUGAGUGUGAUCCUAAAAUGCCUGGAUCAAUAGUACAUCUCAUAUGCAACUUGCAUCAGCUCCUAUUCUGUCUGGAUGUCUAGAACUGUUGGAAAAUUUUGACGUCUUAAGCCCUAGGUUUUGCUUUGGGAAAUAAGGUUUGAAAUAUUGUUCACUGCAUUAAGAUUUGUGUGUGUUUGCUUUGUAAGCCCAGCACCAGGUUUUGGAAAAUGCCUGUACUGUGAAAGUAAAUCAGGACUCUUUCUGAGCCUCUUUCAUUGUCAGAAAUAGAAUCGCUUUCCAUCAGCUUCCAGGAAAUUGUGUAUCUGGAGUCGAAGAGAUUUAACAGCAAGAAUCCAGAUUUUUAAAUGUAAUUGUUUUUUAAAUGCUAAUGUUUGUAAAGCACCUUCAGUUCUUCGGAUGAAAGGUGCUAUAUUCCCUCAGUGUAAAUUAAUAAAAAGAUUAUAGGAAGUUUGUCAAAAAA